Messenger RNA from Peromyscus eremicus (cactus mouse), 1912 nucleotides. RefSeq names its product cathepsin A (gene Ctsa). Gene Ontology annotation, biological process: proteolysis. NCBI's taxonomy places the organism in Eukaryota, Metazoa, Chordata, Mammalia, Rodentia, Cricetidae. The transcript has 15 exons. The record is from RefSeq and is a predicted model, not a curated record. Gene Ontology annotation, molecular function: serine-type carboxypeptidase activity. The coding region runs from base 78 to 1559 and encodes 493 amino acids.
CCUCAGGCCCGCAGACAAAAAAGUGGACGUGAGCAAACUGUCACGUGAUGCAGAAGUUCACGUGACUAGGCCUACACAUGACUUCCAGUCCACCGGCGCCUCCUGGAGAGCAAGGACGCAGGGAAGCAGAGAUGCUCCGAGCCGCGCUGUCUCCACUGCUCUUGCUGCUGCUCGUGUCCUGGAUGUCCCGGGGCGAAGCAGCUCCGGAUCAGGAUAAAAUCGAUUGCCUCCCCGGCCUGGCCAAGCAGCCGGCUUUCCAGCAGUACUCCGGCUACCUCAGAGCCUCGGAUUCCAAGCACUUCCAUUACUGGUUUGUGGAGUCGCAGAAAGACCCAAAGAACAGCCCCGUAGUGCUUUGGCUCAACGGGGGUCCUGGCUGCAGCUCCCUAGAUGGGUUCCUUACAGAGCACGGCCCCUUCCUGAUCCAGCCAGAUGGCAUCACCCUGGAAUACAACCCCUAUUCUUGGAACCUGAUUGCCAACAUGCUGUAUAUCGAGUCCCCAGCUGGAGUGGGCUUUUCCUACUCGGAUGACAAGACGUAUGUGACCAAUGACACGGAGGUGGCUCAGAACAAUUUUGAAGCUCUUAAGGAUUUCUUCCGCCUCUUCCCGGAGUAUAAGAACAACAAACUGUUCCUGACGGGAGAGAGCUAUGCGGGCAUCUACAUCCCCACGUUGGCUGUACUGGUCAUGCAGGAUCCCAGCAUGAACCUCCAGGGGCUGGCUGUGGGCAAUGGACUUGCCUCCUAUGAACAGAAUGACAACUCUCUGGUCUACUUUGCCUACUACCAUGGUCUUCUGGGGAACAGGCUCUGGACUCAGCUUCAGACCCACUGCUGCUCUGAGAACAAGUGUAACUUCUACGACAACAGAGACCAAGAAUGCAUCAACAAUCUCCAGGAAGUGUCUCAAAUUGUGAGCAGAUCUGGCCUCAACAUAUACAAUCUCUACGCCCCAUGUGCUGGUGGGGUGCCCGGCAGUGAUAGGUAUGGAGACACUCUUGUGAUCCAGGAUUUUGGCAACCUCUUCACUCGCCUGCCACUCAAGAAGACAUUUCAUCAGGCACUGUUGCUGCGUUCUGGGAACAAGGUACGAUUGGAUCCCCCCUGCACCAACACCACAGCCCCCUCCACCUACCUCAACAACCCGUAUGUGCGGAAGGCCCUCCACAUCCCUGAGAAGCUGCCCCGCUGGGACAUGUGCAACUUCGUGGUGAACUUACAGUACCAUCGUCUCUACCAGAGCAUGAACUCCCAGUACCUGAAGCUGCUCAGCUCACAGAAAUACCAGAUCCUACUAUACAAUGGCGAUGUGGACAUGGCCUGCAAUUUCAUGGGGGAUGAGUGGUUUGUGGAUUCCCUCAACCAGAAGAUGGAGGUACAGCGCCGGCCCUGGCUAGUGGACUACGGGGAGAGUGGAGAGCAGGUAGCCGGCUUUGUGAAGGAGUUCUCCCACAUCACCUUCCUUACCAUCAAGGGUGCUGGACACAUGGUUCCCACGGACAAACCCCGAGCUGCGUUCACCAUGUUCUCUCGUUUCCUGAACAAGGAACCGUACUGAAGAGACCCUCGGGAGUCCUCCAUACCUCAUUCAGCCCCUCCCAGCCUCUCUCAAUGGAGAGGUCCUCCUUUAUGGAAAAUGCCCCUGUGGGGCAGGUCCUGCUCUAACAUCGUCUCUGACUUCCCAAGCCCUGUGCAUCCCAGCCUGGGCCUCAGGGCUUCACAGAGACAGCCUAGGGGCAGUGAGCACUCUGUCCCCCGCCACAGCUCAGUGGCCUGGCCUCCCCCGACCUGCGUUAAUGAAUGCCCCGUCCCAGGACCCCAACAGAGCUCUAGGGCAGCCCGUGGAGAGGGGUGGAUGGAUUGUAAUUGUCGGUGGACUGAUCAUGAAAUUAAAUCGGGUACAGCUUCAAA